Messenger RNA from Pogonomyrmex barbatus (red harvester ant), 4558 nucleotides. It is a transcript of the gene ltl, whose product is annotated as leucine-rich repeat-containing larval translucida. Gene Ontology annotation, molecular function: protein binding. Lineage: Eukaryota; Metazoa; Arthropoda; Insecta; Hymenoptera; Formicidae. The record is from RefSeq and is a predicted model, not a curated record.
AAGAAGAGUGAAGAAGAGUCCGGAGGGAGUCCCUCGCCGAGGAGGCGUGCGGCGCCACGGUGGAUACCGACGCGACGACUCGGUUGCGACUAUAAGUAAGUCUCGCGCGGCGCGCCGCGGCUUAAUGCCGUCGCCGCGUCCGUGGCGCCAAGAGGAAGGUCCCAUUGGUGACGACGAUAAGCCUCCUGCGACUGCGAACAAGUGGAAGGACCAAGAGAAAUAGAGAGGGAGACGCGGUGAAUUUAUAUUCCAUAGAAUAGUGGAUCAUCACGACAGUGCGGAUAACACGUGGCUGUCAGUCGGUCUUGCUAUCGUGUCCGCUUCGCUCGCCAAUGUUGAUCAGUGAUCGGUAGCGUGACAGUGUUUGAAAACAGCGACCUUCGAAUUUGUUUUUCGCAUUAUACAAAAUACCGUGCCUCUAUAUUUCACAUUUUACCUUCACGAGGUUGUUUCAAACGCGAUUAUUGUGGUAAGAUAACGUCCGUAUAACGUUGUGCGUACACAGUGUGCUGUGAGGCGAAGGAGGACAUUGGUCGUGCGUGGUCCCACUGUUUCGCGACUUGCCCUUCGCGCGACGUCGUCAUUCUCGCGCAUACGUUCAUUCGCAUCACGCGAUCAUCUGCAAUCAUACCUGCAAUUAGGCUUCCAUUCUCACAAGUGACAGCAUGUCCGGCAUUCUCUAUACGUUGCUGGGCCUUGCGGCCAGCACGAGCCUCCACUGCGCCGUACGCCGCGAGAUCAGCCCAUGCACCUGCCGACAGGAAGAGUUUUCCAGUCCCGUUAUCAACCAAGCGCAGGUGCCGGUGACGGUGGCUGCAUCCAACAGCGAGGUCGCCAAUGCGAACGGGGUCGCCAAUGCCGGCGACGGUGGAGGAAACGGUGGUGGCGGUCACCACAUAGGGGAACGUAUAGAGGUAUUAUGCGAGAAGAUGAGAUCAUUCGACCAGCUGGUCGAGGCUCUGAGCGGCAAGUUCACCCCCGAGCAGCAGAUCACUUUGCGGGUGGCGCACUCGAAUCUACGCGACAUAUCACGCCAUGAUUUCAAGGAGCUGCGUAUGUCUAUCACCCGACUCGAGCUAAAUCACGAUCAUCUCGGAACUAUGGACGGUGAUAUUUUCGCUGGGCUAGGUCGAACGCAAUAUUUGAGUCUUGCAGAUAACGAGAUACCGUCGAUACCGAGGCACAUCUUGUCACAUCUGUCGCUAUUAAGGACUUUGGAUCUCAAUAGGAACCAGAUAAGCCGCAUCGAUUUGGAUGACUUUAAGUACAAUCCAACGCUUCAGCACUUGGCUAUGGCCGGAAACAUGAUAUCCGAGAUGAUCCCAGGCUCACUACCGCCUCUAGUGAAGCAUUUGCACGUCGGUAGGAAUCGUCUGAAAAGCCUGAAUCACACUUUAAGAGAUCUGAAUCAACUCGAGUGGUUGUUCAUUAAUUCUAACGAGCUCACGUCACUCGACGGCGAGCUACCGUCGUCCGGUCACAAUCUGAAGAUGCUUUACGCCGCGGAUAACAAGCUGACACAUCUGCCAGCUGAGUUCCGAUACCUCCACCGUCUGGAGACUCUCUUCCUCCAAGAAAACAAGAUCCGAAAUCUCGAUGGUACUCUGCAGAAAGCCAGACGUCUGAAGUUCUUGGAGCUCUCUUACAACGAACUGCAAGAGCUGAACGCGGACGAUUUCUUAGAGACCGAGAUGUUGGAGGACCUCGAGCUCGGUUACAACUCUCUCAAGUCUCUCGGCGGCGAUGGAAAUGGAAGUAGCGCUCUUUAUCCUCUCAGAUCGCUCAAAUGCCUGAAUUUGACGCACAACGAGCUCCGGGAGUUCUCACUGGCUUCUCUACGCGAUCUGCGCGAGCUGAGGCUGCUCGAUCUGUCGAACAAUCGAAUCGCCAGACUGCACAAAGGAAGGCCGUCCUUCGAGAACUUAGUGGAGGAGGAAGGCGAAGAGAUCGUGGGUGGUAAUAUCCAGGAUCUGCGUCUUCAGCAUAAUGAACUGUGUAGCCUGGAUGGCUCUCUAUUCCUGGGCAUGAAGGAGUUGCAGAAGCUCAAUCUCAGUCAUAACGCGCUGGGUCCCACGUUCGAGUUGCAUGAUCUGCGCGGUCUCAACGGGCUUCGCACGCUCGACAUCUCGCACAAUCAACUCACCACUCUCGAGAGCACGCCGGAGACAUGGCUGCCGUCCCUGGAAGAACUGAACAUGUCACACAAUCGUCUGGUGACACUGUCCGGCCGAGAUUUCCGCAGUUUCCCAGUGCUUUGCUGGGCCGACGUCAGUAUGAAUCAAAUACAUACUCUCAUGCCGGAGUUGGUGGCUAAUACGCGAUGCACAAUUCACGGAGUCCCCGACGUGCUACGUAUAUACCUUCAAGAUAAUCCCGUGCUGUGCGACGCCGGCCUGGCCGACUUGACCGUCGCGCUCGAGGUAAAUCACGCCAAGAUUUACGGGGUCGGCAGCGAUUGCCCAACCACGACAAUGUCCGCGCGGCCGUCGACGGUCGAAUCGACAUCGGCACAGCCGCCGGCACCGAUACCGCCGACGCUUCUUCUGGCCGCCGGGGGCAACGUAUCCUUCGCCGCCACCCUCGAGUAAGGGCUCCGGCAUCGCCGCGAUGCGUGCUGGCCCUACUAGAAUAAUUGCGCGAGCACCACAUCAAGCAGGAUAAAGAUCCUGGAAGGAAAGGAGGGAUAAAGACAGGAAGGAAAGAAGAGGAUAAAGUCCCGACGUAGAGAAAUUCGCGCGAGAAUUCGUUUUCUUGGUUGGGCGAGAUGGCAAGAAGAGCGUGAGGUAGACCACUAAAAUACGAGCGGAUCAUGUCAGAAACGACAUGUCGUCUCUGUGGAUAUCUAUUGGUAGUAAUGUAAUGUAACGGUGUUUCCGACUACUAUCGGAAAAUUUCGUUCCCGAUCGAAAUGUCGAGGGAACGAAAAGAAUGUUUGUCCACACAGAUAGAGAGAGCGGUUUCGUAAGACGUCGAGAGAAGCACCUUCUUUAGUCAUAUUAAGUCCCGAGACUGGAUCUGCACAGUCUCGAUAGGAAGAUCCUUCGCGUCCAAAGAUAUCCGUUAGACCGGGCUGAUACGAACAUCGCGUUCGUUCGAGAUCGAAGCGCAGCCUUGGAAGAGCGAAAAAGUUGAGGAUCUAACGGAAUCAAUAAGGAACGAAUGAAUGCGGACUUGUACCGCGCGCGAAUGAAUUAUACUCACCUUUCCGUUCAGAUGAGGUCCUUACAUGUUCUCGCAUUGUAAAUAGUCUGUACCAGGAAAGACUCCCGUUUAUUACAUAGAAAUAAGCCGUCUUUAAUUAUUCUUUCUGUUGAAUUCAGGUUGAAUGCGAGAUGGGAAAUGAUCGACAAUGUAUUCACGAAACUCGAUAUUGCAUCGAUCGAGCGAUGCGAUAUUCAUUCUUAUUCAUGUCGUCGGUGCGUUUUUUUUUUCAUCACUUAAAACGUAUGGCAUUUUCGACAGAUUCAAUCGCGAGUUCAAUAUGACAGAGUAACAGAAAUUGUACAUAGAAUAUCAUUGUAUUUUAGAAAUACGCGCGGAGUAUCCGAGCGUUUCUCGAGUACGCAGCGGAAAGCAUUAAUCAUUGCUUUCCGAUAAGUUUCCGACGUAUCGCUCAGCGGAAUGACGAUCCGAAUGAGGGAAAACAUGACGUCGCGACGUUUUACAACAUGACAAAUCGUAGUAGACUUCGGUCUUUAAUCAAAUUUCUCAAUGGCCAUGUAUAUGCAAAUGAAUUCCCGACGGGUCAAUGAAGCAAAUAAAAUCUGUUAACUUAUUCCGUUGGUAUGGGCAGAUUGGCAGUGGGCGAUCAAUUGACUCCUUCGUUAACUUGUGCUAAUAGGGACGAAUUGUUAUCAACGUGCUUCUACGCAUACAUAAUGGGAUCAGCCCGUUUAUCAACCCGCGUAUGAUGUUUUGGCUAUUUCAUGCGCGCGUAAAUAAUAUAUUAUAGUAAAUAUAGCAUAUAAACGUGUUCGUUCGUCAAAAAUUCGCGGAGGAGCUUUAUACGAGAAGCGCUCUCUCCCAAAUUAACAUUCGUAAUAUUAAAUACAUUAAUUGUAAAUCGACAGUUUCGGAGUUCGACUUUCUUAUGCGCGUAAUCAAUAUUAAACGUAGUAUAAAUAUGAAAAUUUGCAUAACUCAUAAGAAUCGACAUUUUAACGUUAAAUCAAUUUGACGUUAAAUUAGACGGGUGAUUAGUAUUUCUUCUCAUUUUUUGACAAAGUAUAUGAAUAUAUAUGUAUGUACGUACAUAUACACGUAUGUCAACACAUACAUAUAUGUACACACAUAUACAGAUACACAUAUACAUUGCAGAAAGCAGCCAAUAGCACGACUGCUAGCUUAAUUUUAGCUAGAACUCAGAAUCAAAAUAAUUUAUCUCAUUAAGUAUUUUAAUAAAGAUUAACUUUGCGUUGUAGAGAGGCAUCGUGAAAAUCGUGAAAUAAAUGAUCAAGUAUUACAAUGAGGAAAUGUAAUGCUUAUCUAAUAAGCAUGCAUAUAUGCAAAUACCGCCGAAAAACCACCGAAGAUUAAUACAAAUACAUUAGUAUAAGAU